CGUUACCCGGCAACAACCGAGAAAGUCAACAAUCAUCUACUUUGAUGUCUGCACUGACACUUAUCAUCAUUGAAAAUAAUAAGCGAUGAAUGCAAUUGAAGUCCAAUGGAUAGUGCAAUGACGGCAAAAUGUCGAAACAGACUUCCUUACGAAAAUAUGGCAAGCAAUCCAGGAAACCGAAAGCCGACCGCUUAUUCGUCGAGUUACCACAAACACCAGUACGGAACCAACCGAAGCCGGUAGAAGUCGACGAUGAACCUCGGAAGGACGAAUUAGAAGCAUUAACCAACAAAAUAUCUUCUAUACAUAUAGAAGAUGAUAUACCACCACCAAAAGAGCCAGUCAGAAGGUCGCCUCGACGAAAAGAGCAACACGCUCCCCUACCAUCACCACAACCCGAGCCAGUCAAACUCCAAACCCCUACGAUAUUAAGCCCGCUCAAAUCGAAAAUAUCGGAUACGGUCGAGGUCGAAGAAACGGACGAAGAACUGCAGAUCCUGUCCUGGUCCGACAUAUGCCCACCAGGAGACAAGAUUGUCAAGAUAGCCGAAGCUUCUUACGCAGAAGUGUAUCGAGUGACAAACGAACGUGGAACUAGUAUUAUCAAGGUUAUUAGGAUGGAGUCACCGAUAAAGGCACAGACCAAGGCCCAGCAGAAGUCAGGACUUGUCGACGAGGAACCGCACUCCGAAUCGGAUUUAAUGGGAGAAUUGAAGAUCUCGGAAUGGCUAGCGGAUAUACCCGGCUUCGUCGUAUAUAAGGAGAGAUAUAUAGUACAAGGGAAAGCUUGCAAGGAGCUACUAGAAACCCACCAGGCAUUCCACAAGAAAAUAAAACGACAAGACCCGGGCCGGCUUCAAUUUUAUCCCUCGCCGAGUCGAUAUCUGGAAGGCACAAAAUUCUUGGUCGUUGAGCUUGGUGACGCAGGAAUAGCUCUCGAAGACUUUCAAUUGGAGUCUGUCGAUCAACUAUGGGAUAUCUUCUUUCACGUUGCUAUUGCGCUAGCGCGUGCCGAAGUCCACAUAGAAUUCGAGCAUCGAGACCUUCACGAAGGGAACUUGUGUAUUCGGAGAACAGGAAAGCCUAUCCCUAAGGAGGAUCGGGAGCGCUCUAGUUGCUUUGGUUUCUCCGGUCUCGACGUGACGAUUCUUGAUUAUGGACUUUCCCGGGCUCACGCUGAUUAUCAACUUGAAGACACCCAACCGAUUGCUUAUGAUCUAGAAAGAGAUUUAAGUAUCUUCAGCAGCGAGCACGCACCACAAUGUGAAGUUUAUAGGCGGAUGAGAUCAUUCAUGCUACGGGGAGAUCGCACAUGCCUACCACCACAAAGUCAUAAAAUAGCUUACGAAGAAGGUAUCGAUGGGCCAAUAAUAUGGGCACGACACGAACCGUAUACAAACGUUUUAUGGCUUGCGUACAUCUAUCAGUGGAUGAUUAAGCAUUUCAAGGGCCUCAAGAAGGAAUUAAACGCCUUCAAGCGAUUGACGAAAGAGUUUUGGACAUACCUCGACCCCGACGCGGAUGACAGCGUACCUGGUUUUGGCAGUGCUAGUGAUGUAGUGAGGUUCGCUUUAGAAUCGGGAUGGAUUGAAGAGGACCAGUUGAUGGGUGUUAGGGAUGAGAUUGAGAAAUCGAUAUUAUCGAUUCUAACAGAUCACGAUCGAAGAGGGCUAGAUGAGGAGGUCCCUAUAGAAUCAUCUCCUCGAAGGUCACCAAGAAGGCGCCAACGAAAUGCUGUGUAAAUUAAUAUUGUAUUAUAAUUGGCGUUGGCAUUGGCGCAUGUCUCAGCGGUAUUGAUUUUCGAACUACGUUAGCUGUCUUAUAGAAUACCCACGUAUUAUUCCAAAUUACACCAAGGCAAUUCGAAUAC
Molecule: messenger RNA, 1870 nt
Organism: Hypoxylon trugodes
Lineage: Eukaryota; Fungi; Ascomycota; Sordariomycetes; Xylariales; Hypoxylaceae
Exons: 2
Coding region: 129-1742 (537 amino acids)
Biological process (GO): mitotic cell cycle; intracellular signal transduction
Cellular component (GO): nucleus; cytoplasm
Molecular function (GO): histone H3T3 kinase activity
Source: RefSeq, a predicted model, not a curated record